AUGGCCGCCCCGUGUCUGUGAAACGUGCAAGUAGUACAGUUACGUUGUACAUAACAUGUUUUAAAUAUUCCGAACGACAUGUAGACUAUAUUAUAUUUUAGCCUCUACCUAUAAUUGCUGAGCUGCUUUCUGCUUUCAAAUUCUUCAAAACGUAGUUUUUCAAAAUCGUGUGUCUAUCAAGAAAGCUUUGUUAUUUUUGUCACAGGCGCACGCCUGUAGAACAUUUUGUCCAACAUGUCAUCCAGCCAGACGUUAUCUGUACAGAAUCUGCCUGCCACUGCCUCCAACGACCGAUUGGAAGAGAUAUUCUCCGAGAUUGGACCCAUGAAACAUUGUGUUGUAGUUAAUGACAAAGCUUCAAAAGAAGUGCCAGUCCCCAAGAAGACAACUAAAGGUGACCAAGCUAAAAGUGAACAAGCUUUCAAAAAGAACAAGAAGAAGGCUAGACUUAUUAUCAGAAAUCUCAGUUUCAAGUGUUCUGAAGAUGAUCUGAAGCAGGUUUUUGCAAAGUAUGGAACAGUUCUGGAAGCCAGCAUCCCUCUUAAACCAAAUGGGAAGAUGCGUGGGUUUGCCUUCGUCCAGUUCAAGAACAUGGUGGAGGCCAGCAAGGCUCUGAGUGGCACUAACCUGAAGGAGAUUAAAGGGAGGCAAGUGGUUGUUGACUGGGCCAUUGCCAAAGACAAGUUUGUUGGGAAACUGCCUAAAUCUGCAGAAGUAAAAGCAGAGACCACAAAACCUGAGGAAGGAAAAUCUGCUGUUGCUGAGGAAGGUGAUGAUGGUGAAGGGAACAGUGAUGAGGAUUCUGGAUCUGAAGAGGAAGAUGACGAGCCGAAUAAAAAAGUCACGCAAACGUGCAAUUAGGAAAUGAUCGCCUACUGGCAGAGCAGGGGCGUCACGGUGGAGAAGCGGAGGUGGAAGGAGUCCAUCCACGCAGCGCACCUGCGCGCCCAUCCGCAGGAGUACCCCUCCAUCCUGGACAGCUUCCUGCAGAGCCUCAACAUGGUGCCACUCAAGGCAAAAAUGUGAGGCAAACCUGCCAAGAGAGAGAGACAGAGAGAGAGAGAGAGAGAGAGAAUAAAGAAUCUCACUGUCCCAUAAACACAUCACCAGUGGCCUUCAAAGGAAUGUUUGGAGUCAAAGGAGUGUUUACCAAUGGUAAUGUUUACCAUUUAGGAUUUUUUUACAGGAACUUGAUUUGUACAGCACAUCAGCACAUCACAUAUGGGUCAUUCCGUGUCAUAUCAGAUAAGGUUGUUGCUGCACAGUCUUGGAUUUUGUAUUCAUAACAUAUUUAUUAUAAAUGGGUACCAAAACCAAUGUUUCUGUUGAAAUCCUAUGUCUUCAUAUUAUUUUCAUCCCUUGAAUUUACUUCAGUUUUACAACCUGAAAAAUACAUUAUCUGGGAAGCAAUGUUUAGGAAUUAAUAUAAUGAAAAGUAUUACUCAUAGUUCAUUGUGGAGUGGAAGACAAACAUGUUUUCAGUCUGUAUGACUGAACCGUUACAAGUCUGUGGUUUGCUCAUUGAUUUUCUACAAGGCCCUAGAUUUGGAAAAAAUUGCAAAGAGUGACAUUAAGGGUUCUUUUGUAUGCAUUGGGUGUCGAUCAUUAUUUUUUCUUUACAUA
Molecule: messenger RNA, 1623 nt
Organism: Alosa sapidissima (American shad)
Lineage: Eukaryota; Metazoa; Chordata; Actinopteri; Clupeiformes; Clupeidae
Product: RNA-binding protein 28-like
Exons: 7
Coding region: 235-861 (208 amino acids)
Molecular function (GO): RNA binding
Source: RefSeq, a predicted model, not a curated record